AUGGCUCCAGUAACAGCCGAGGACUGCUCAUGUCGCGCGCUUCGAGGUCAAGCAGUAACGUUGAACCCGUCAAACGGAUCUGAUCCAACCAUGGCUUCGGUCAAGGACAUCGUCAAGGUCCCUAUCUUGGGCAAGGACAACUUGAUCCAGGUGGGAUACAACUUGCGUCAGCACCUCGUCGAGGAUAUCUUGGAGAACAUCAAGUCCUCGACCUACGUGAUCAUUACCGACACCAACCUUGCUCCUCGUUACCUCCCUUCUUUGGAGGAGGCCUUCAGGAAUGCCUCUCAGAAGUACACUCCGGCGCCGAGGCUCUUGACCUACACCAUCCCUCCCGGAGAGACUUCCAAGUCCCGUGCGACCAAGGCCGAGAUCGAGGACUGGCUCCUCUCUGAGGAAUGCACCAGGGACACCGUUAUUCUCGCUAUGGGAGGAGGUGUUAUUGGUGACAUGAUCGGUUACGUUGCUGCCACCUUCAUGCGCGGUGUCAGGUUCUGCCAGAUCCCUACCACUUUGCUGGCUAUGGUUGACUCUUCGAUCGGUGGAAAGACUGCUAUCGACACUCCCCUUGGCAAGAACCUCAUCGGAGCCUUCUGGCAGCCCGAACGUAUCUACAUCGACUUCUCUUUCUUGGAGACGCUCCCCGAGCGCGAGUUCAUCAACGGUAUGGCUGAGGUUAUCAAGACUGCUGCGAUCUGGAGCGAGGAGGACUUCAUCCGUUUGGAGGACAACAACGAGAUCGUCUUGAACGCUAUGCGCACUACAGGCCAGGCCGGUGCCUCCAAGUUCGCCGAGAUCAAGGAUCUCCUCCAGGCUAUCGUCCUUGGCUCCGUCCGCACUAAGGCUUACGUCGUCUCCGCUGACGAGCGUGAGGGGGGUCUACGUAACCUCCUCAACUUCGGUCACUCCAUUGGUCACGCUUACGAGGCUAUCCUCACUCCUCAGAUCCUUCACGGUGAGUGUGUUGCCAUCGGUAUGGUCAAGGAGGCUGAACUCGCCCGUUUCCUGGGUGUCCUCAAGCCUAUCGCUGUCGGACGUUUAACCAAAUGUUUGACCGCGUACGGCUUACCUAGCACCGUUGAGGACAAGCGCAUCAAGAAGCUUUCCGGCGGCAAGCACUGCCCCGUUGACCAGCUCCUCAAGAUCAUGGCUGUUGACAAGAAGAACGACGGUAAGAACAAGAAGAUCGUCCUCCUUUCCGGUAUUGGUAAGACCUACGAGAAGAAGGCAUCCACCGUCCAGGACGAUGUCAUCCGCAAGAUUUUGGCUGUCGACCUCGAGAUUGGACAGGUUUCUUCCAAGCUCGGUGAGAAGGAGACUGUUAUCACUCCUCCCGGAUCCAAGUCCAUCACGAACCGUGCCUUGGUUCUUGCUUCCCUUGCCAAGGGAACUUGCCGUCUCAAGAACAUGUUGGCCUCUGACGACACUCAGCACAUGUUGACUGCCAUGCAGUUGCUCGGUUCCGCCGAGUUCCAGUGGGAGAACGAGGGUGAGGUCUUGGUUGUGAACGGUGGUCUCCAGUCCCUCAAGGCCCCUGCACAGGAACUCUACCUUGGUAACGCCGGUACUGCAGCCCGUUUCUUGACCACUGUCUGCACGCUAGUCAACUCUGGCGAUGCUAAGCGUGAGGAGGUCGUUUUGACCGGUAACGCUCGUAUGAAGCAGAGACCUAUUGGUCCCCUCGUCGACUCCCUCCGCUCCAACGGUGCCCAGAUCGAGUACUUGGAGUCUGAGGGCUGCUUGCCUUUGCGCAUGAAGACCGAUGUCGGUCUCAAGGGUGGACGCAUCGAGCUCGCUGCUACUAUCUCCUCCCAGUACGUCUCCUCUUUGUUAAUGUGCGCUCCCUUCGCCAAGGAGCCCGUCACUCUCGCUCUUGUUGGUGGUCAGCCCAUCUCCCAGCUCUACAUUGAUAUGACCAUCUCCAUGAUGGCGUCUUUCGGAAUUCAUGUUACGCGCUCUAAGACCGAGGCCAACACCUACCACAUCCCUCUCGGAGAGUACGUUAACCCUGCUGAGUAUGUCAUCGAGUCCGACGCCUCCUCUGCUACUUACCCUCUCGCCAUCGCUGCCAUCACUGGUACCAAGUGCACUAUUCCCAACAUUGGCUCGGGAUCUUUGCAGGGUGACGCCCGCUUCGCCGUCGAUGUGUUGAUGCCCAUGGGUUGUACCGUCGAGCAGACCCUUACCAGCACUACUGUUCAGGGUCCUCCUGUCGGCACCCUCCAGCCCUUGCCUCACGUUGACAUGGAGCCUAUGACCGAUGCUUUCUUGACUGCAUCCGUCCUCGCUGCCGUCGCUCAGGGUCGCAACGGCGCUGACAACACUACCAACAUCACUGGUAUUGCCAACCAGCGUGUGAAGGAGUGCAACCGUAUUGCUGCCAUGAUUCACGAGCUCGCCAAGUUCGGUGUUGUCUGUAACGAGUUGCCUGACGGUAUCUCUAUCAACGGUAUCAACUACAAGAACUUGAAGAAGCCUACUGGCGGUGUCUUCUGCUACGACGACCACCGUGUUGCUAUGUCUUUCUCUGUCUUGUCUAUCAUCGCUUCCGAGCCUGUCUUGUUGCUCGACAAGCAGUGUGUCGGUAAGACCUGGCCUUACUGGUGGGAUGUCCUCGAGAACAACUUCGUGGUUCCUAUCAAGGGUGUCGAGAUCAAGCCUUCUUCUCACAAGUCCACCUCUGUUCAGGUUGACAAGGACUCUAGUGUUGUCCUUAUCGGAAUGAGGGGUGCGGGUAAGACCACUAUGGGUGUUCUUGCCGCCAACAUCUUGCACCGUCCCUUCGUCGACCUUGACCAGUACAUGGAGGAGAUUACCGGCAAGACCAUCCCUCAGAUCAUUGAGGAGGUCGGAUGGGAAGGUUUCAGGAAGAAGGAAACGGAGAUUCUCGAGGAGUUCUUGAGGACUAAGCCUAGGGGUUACGUCGCGGCUUGUGGCGGUGGUGUUGUUGAAACUUCGGAAAACAGAGAUAUCCUCAAUGCCUACAUCAAGGAUGGCGGUAUCGUUGUUCACAUUCACCGUAACAUUGAUGCCGUCAUUCAAUACCUUAACAUCGAUAAGACCAGACCGGCUUUCGUCGAUGAUCUCAUGGGUGUCUGGCUCAGGCGCAAGCCAUUCUUCAAGGAGUGCAGUUCCUUCCAGUACUACAGUCCCUCGGCACGUAUCGACCAGUCUUCUGAGUCCUCGUCCGCUUCUUUCCGCAACAUCUCUAUUGACUUCGCUCGCUUCCUGAGAAAUAUCUCUGGCGAGGGUCGCUUCCACGAGGCAUUGAUGCGCAAGCAGCGAUCAUCUUUCGUGUCUCUUACCUUCCCGGAUGUCCGUGGAGCUCUGAGCACUCUGUCGAAGGUUACCGAAGGAUCCGAUGCUGUUGAGCUCCGUGUUGAUCUCCUCCGCGAGGAAGGGCAACCCGCUGCGUACCCAUCGCUCGACUACGUUGCCGAGCAGUUGUCGGUCCUCCGUGAGUGGACCCCGCUGCCUAUCGUUUUCACUAUUCGCACUGCUCCUCAGGGUGGUCAGUUCCCCGCUACCGCAGAAGAUGUUGCGCUCCAGUACAUGUUGAGUGCCAUCAGCUGGGGUGUUGAGUACGUCGAUCUCGAACUUGGCUGGUCCAAGGAGACUCUGCAGAAGGUUGUUAAGAGCAAGGGAUCCUCGAAGAUCAUCACCUCUUGGCACGACUGGUCUGGUGCCCAGCCAUGGUCAAGCCCCAUGUGGACCCAGAAGUACAAGCUCGGCCGCGAGUACGGUGACAUCGUCAAGCUCAUCAACAAGGCCGAUACCAUCGAGGACAACUUCAGGCUCGAGCAGUUCCGCAGGGAUGUUACUGCCGCUGAGCCCGGACCCCUGAUCGCCAUCAACAUGGGCCGCGUCGGUCAGCUUUCGCGUGUCUUGAACCCUGUCAUGACUCCCGUUACUCACCCGGCUUUGCCCUUCAAGGCUGCUCCUGGUCAGUUGUCUGUCGUGGAAAUCAACCAGGGAUUGACCAUCUCCGGUCUUCUCGCCCCCAAGACCUUUCACUUGUUCGGAACCCCGAUCUCGCACUCUAGGUCCCCUGCACUUCACAACAGCUCCUUCCAGGCUCUCGGACUUCCCCACAAGUACGAGCUCUACGAGACUGCUGAUGUCCAGGCUUUGCAGAACGUGAUCCGCGGCGAGGACUUCGGUGGUGCUUCCGUGACCAUCCCUCACAAGCUUUCCAUCAUGCCUUUGUUGGACGAGAUCUCCCUCGAUGCCCAGACCAUCGGUGCUGUCAACACCAUCAUUCCUCAGGUUAGGGAUGGUAAGACCGUCUUGAUUGGUGACAACACUGACUGGAUCGGUAUCCGCGAGUCCAUCUCUCGCGCUAUCGCUCCCGUCCUUCCUCAAGGCUCUGCUUUCGUCAUCGGUGCUGGUGGUACGUCCCGUGCUGCCAUCUUCGCUCUCAAGCAGAUGGGCUUCUCCACCAUCUGCCUCGCGAACCGCACCUCCGACAAGUUGGCCACCAUCGUUCAGUCCUUCCCCGCCGACUUCAACUUGAUCCCCGUUGCUUCCCAGGCCGAGGCUGCCGAGGCAUUCAAGAAGAACGGCGCACCUAUGGUUGUUGUGGCUACUGUUCCCGCUGACAUUCCCAUGGCGGAGAACUUGACUGGUAUCGUUAACGAGAUCCUUGCUAACGGUGCUGAGACCAAGACCAAGGUUCUGCUUGACUUGGCUUACAAGCCCUUGGUUACCCCUCUCAUGCGGCGGGCUGAGAAGGCUGGAUGGAAGGCUGUGCAGGGUCUUGAUGUGUUGUUGGAGCAGGGAGUCGAGCAGUUCCGUCUGUGGACCGGCAUGAACGCACCCUACGAGGUCGCUUCCAAGGCCGUCUUCGGUGAGCAGUAA
Messenger RNA from Saitoella complicata NRRL Y-17804, 4857 nucleotides. RefSeq names its product Shikimate dehydrogenase. Gene Ontology annotation, molecular function: 3-dehydroquinate synthase activity; shikimate kinase activity; 3-dehydroquinate dehydratase activity. The record is from RefSeq and is a predicted model, not a curated record. Lineage: Eukaryota; Fungi; Ascomycota; Saitoellomycetes; Saitoellales; Saitoellaceae. Bases 1 to 4857 code for a protein of 1618 amino acids. The transcript is spliced from 2 exons. Gene Ontology annotation, biological process: chorismate biosynthetic process; aromatic amino acid biosynthetic process. Gene Ontology annotation, cellular component: cytoplasm.